Molecule: messenger RNA, 727 nt
Organism: Drosophila novamexicana
Lineage: Eukaryota; Metazoa; Arthropoda; Insecta; Diptera; Drosophilidae
Exons: 3
Coding region: 25-390 (121 amino acids)
Source: RefSeq, a predicted model, not a curated record
GAUUUUUGAGUGCGCCGCGCUAAGAUGAAACUAUUUGUGAACGGAAUUUUGUUGCUGCUGCUGAUGCUGGCAGCAAUGUUGCUGCCAACCACAGAGGCAGCUGUUGCACGUGGCAUAUUCAAGGAUCCGGCACAUCCCGGCAAGUGCUACAUCAAGCCCAAUCUCAUAUUGAAUCCGGGUGAGCGUGCCAAAUAUCCCGAUAUGGAAUGUGCGCGCAUUAUAUGUGCAGAGCAUAGCAUGGCCGAAAUACACACCUGCGGCGUGGAGGCCCCGCCCCCUGGCUGCAAGAUGGGCGCCACAAAAUUCCCCAAUGCCGAUUAUCCCAAGUGCUGCGAACGUGAAAUCAUUUGUGUCAACGACUGCGCUGCUAAAUACACAGCGAGCAGCUAAAAAUAAAACGCCCACCAAAAAAACACAGAAAACAGAAAACUUUAGCGCUGGGAAAACCCGCUUUUACGAAGUCAUCUAGCGUUUAAAUUUACAGACAGGCACUUUACUUCAUAAACAACAUCCAGAACAACAUUAUAUACAAAGUCUAGAGGCAGAACAUCUUCGAACUUUGCUUCAUUUUGCACCAAAACUGAACAUGGAGAAGAAUUCACAGACUUCAAAGAACAAACAUCAUAUAUAAACAUCACAUAAAAACACAACUUCAAAGUACACAAAUGCUUUUAAGCAACGUUGUCUACAUAAAGUUAACAUGGAGAACAACCAAAAAAUAGCGCAG